UUGCAUCAUGUUCGGAAAGAAAAAGAAAAAGAUUGAAAUAUCUGGUCCAUCCAACUUUGAACACAGGGUUCACACUGGGUUUGAUCCACAAGAACAGAAAUUCACGGGCCUCCCGCAGCAGUGGCACAGCCUGUUAGCAGACACGGCCAACAGGCGGAAGCCCAUGGUAGACCCUUCCUGCAUCACACCCAUCCAGCUGGCUCCUAUGAAGACAAUCGUUAGAGGAAAUAAACCGUGCAAAGAAACCUCCAUCAACGGCCUGCUGGAGGACUUCGACAACAUCUCUGUGACUCGCUCCAACUCCCUAAGGAAAGAAAGCCCGCCCACCCCAGACCAGGGAGCCUCCAGCUACGGUCAAGGCCAUAGGGAAGAAAAUGGCUUCAUCACCUUCUCGCAGUAUUCCAGCGAGUCCGAUACCACUGCUGACUACAGCACUGAGAAGUAUCGAGAAAAGAGUCUCUAUGGUGAUGACCUGGAUCCGUUUUAUAAAGGCAGCCAUGCCGCCAAGCAAAAUGGGCAUGUCACAAAGACCAAACACGGGGAAGCCUACUAUUCUGAGAUGAAGCCUUUGAAAUCCGAUAUUGCCAGAUUUCCUGUUGAUUAUCACACACACUUGGACUCACUGAGUAAACCAAGUGAAUACAAUGAGCUCAAGUGGGAGUACCAGAGAGCCUCAAGCAGUUCCCCUCUAGAUUAUCCAUUCCAAUUCACGCCUUCUAGAACUGCGGGGACCAGCGGGUGUUCCAAGGAGAGUCUGGUGUUCAGCGAAAGCGAGUGGGGACCCAGCCUAGAUGACUAUGAUAGGAGGCCAAAGUCAUCAUACUUGAAUCAGACCAGCCCUCAGCCCACCAUGCGGCAAAGGUCCAGGUCAGGUUCGGGGCUCCAGGAACCAAUGAUGCCCUUCGGAGCAAGUGCAUUUAAAACCCACCCCCAAGGACAUUCGUACAACUCCUACACCUACCCUCGCCUGUCCGAGCCCACAAUGUGCAUUCCAAAGGAGACCUUGCACUUGGACCUCUCUAUUGAAUCCCUCAAGACAUGGCAGCAAGAGAAAACCAGGACAGGUCUUUUCUGCUCCAGCAUGCAGAUCAGGAUCAAUAUUAAGCUCAUGUUUCUCUUCUCAGCAACCUCCAAUGGUUCCCAUCUUACUCAGAGUGACAGCCAGCGCCCUUGCCAUGGUGUGGAUUACGAUCGAGCACAGAUGGUCCUCAGCCCUCCCCUGUCAGGGUCUGACACCUACCCCAGGGGGCCCGCCAAACUACCUCAAAGUCAAAGCAAAGCAGGCUACUCCUCAAGCAGCCACCAGUACCCAUCUGGGUACCACAAAGCCACCCUCUACCACCACCCCUCCCUGCAGACCAGUUCACAGUACAUCUCCACAGCUUCUUAUCUGAGCUCUCUGAGUAUCUCAUCCAGUACCUACCCCCCACCCAGCUGGGGCUCCUCUUCAGACCAGCAGCCCUCCAGGGUGUCCCAUGAACAGUUUCGGGCUGCUCUGCAGCUGGUGGUCAGCCCCGGAGACCCCAGAGAAUACUUGGACAACUUUAUCAAAAUCGGAGAAGGGUCAACUGGCAUUGUGUGCAUCGCAACUGAGAAACACACAGGGAAACAAGUUGCAGUGAAGAAAAUGGACCUCCGCAAGCAACAGAGACGAGAACUGCUCUUUAAUGAGGUUGUGAUAAUGCGGGAUUACCACCAUGACAACGUGGUUGACAUGUAUAACAGCUACCUUGUUGGCGACGAGCUCUGGGUGGUCAUGGAAUUUCUAGAAGGCGGUGCCUUGACAGACAUUGUCACUCAUACCAGAAUGAAUGAAGAACAGAUAGCCACCGUCUGUCUGUCAGUUCUGAGAGCUCUUUCCUACCUUCACAAUCAAGGAGUGAUUCACAGGGACAUAAAGAGUGACUCCAUCCUCCUGACAAGUGAUGGCCGGAUAAAGCUAUCUGACUUUGGUUUCUGUGCUCAAGUUUCUAAAGAGGUGCCGAAGAGGAAAUCACUGGUUGGCACUCCUUACUGGAUGGCACCUGAGGUGAUUUCUAGGCUACCUUAUGGGACAGAGGUGGAUAUCUGGUCCCUCGGGAUCAUGGUGAUAGAAAUGAUUGAUGGCGAGCCCCCCUAUUUCAAUGAGCCCCCCCUCCAGGCAAUGCGGAGGAUUCGGGACAGUUUACCUCCAAGAGUGAAGGACCUACACAAGGUUUCUUCAGUGCUCCGGGGAUUCCUAGACCUGAUGCUGGUGAGGGAACCCUCACAAAGAGCCACAGCCCAGGAACUCCUUGGACAUCCAUUCUUGAAACUGGCAGGCAUCUCUCCACCGACAGCUGGCGUGAUCAUUUGGAACAAGGCUUUAAUAAGUCAUUAUUAUAUUUUUCAGCCCUUCAUCCAGCAAAUCAGAAGGACUCAGUACAAACUCCGUUACGAUAUAUCCUAG
Panthera uncia (snow leopard) is the source of this 2428-nucleotide messenger RNA. RefSeq names its product p21 (RAC1) activated kinase 5 (gene PAK5). Gene Ontology annotation, molecular function: ATP binding; protein serine/threonine kinase activity. Bases 8 to 2428 code for a protein of 806 amino acids. Gene Ontology annotation, cellular component: cytoplasm. Gene Ontology annotation, biological process: regulation of MAPK cascade; intracellular signal transduction; protein phosphorylation. NCBI's taxonomy places the organism in Eukaryota, Metazoa, Chordata, Mammalia, Carnivora, Felidae. The transcript is spliced from 11 exons. The record is from RefSeq and is a predicted model, not a curated record.